Molecule: messenger RNA, 99 nt
Organism: Nezara viridula (southern green stink bug)
Lineage: Eukaryota; Metazoa; Arthropoda; Insecta; Hemiptera; Pentatomidae
Source: the annotation of a GenBank genome assembly
AUGGUUCGUCCCCUUGAUUUGAUAAUAAUCUAUCGAUUUUUCAUUUUCAGCAGUUCAUGGAAAGGUAGUUGCAAGGAAUUGACGUGGAAUGUUAUUUGA